UUGUUGUACACAUGGUGUUGUUCCUUGCCGAGCCCUUGUCUUCAUCCGGCUACUUCACCCUGAGACCGCUUCUUGUCAUCUGCUUUUGGGUCCACAUACCUGCAUAUAGCACCUCGCCAUACGACAAGGUUUGCAUAUAGCCUACUUUGACUUCGCUCUACUGGUCCACUGGUUUGGUAAAUGCUACUUGAAAGACAAACACUUCUAAGUGGACAUAAGUGGGAUCUGCACCGUCUGACUGGCUCCUCCACCCAUACUGAACACAAGGGAGAAACACAUCGUGAAUCUGAAAGUUAUCUGUGAAGCCACGGAGCCUUAUCCAUCGGGCAGCAGAUGAAGAGGAAGCUGGUCUCCAUCACCACAGCAACGUCUGAUCACACUUGGACACGUGAGGUGAGCAGUUUUCUGGACGGGGCGCGCGCUCAGGAGGCUGCAGGUGAUGAUGAAGACGCGCUCCGGCGGGGGUUGACAUGGCAGCAUAACGGCCAGGUUUUUAGCAUCCUGAGCCGCGGAUCUCAGUACCGGCCGUCCGGCAGGAGGCAGACCGGGUCGCCCCGCCGCGAUAACCCUGUGGUCGUCGUCAGCAGCGGGAACGACACGGUCCCCGCCGCGUCCCGGGGCUCCCCGCGGGUCCCCGCCGCCAGCAGCGCUGCGCAAUUGCGCGCGACCAUGCGGCAGCAGCCGCCGCCGCCCGGCCGCGACGGAGACUCUGUCCCGGCCGGACGGGAGGACAUGAUGGUCGGAGACGAUCCGUACAACCCGUACAAGGCUUCUAACUAUUAUCCCUAUUAUAACUACUACAACUCGUACUACAGACCCAGAGCCAGGACUCAGCCCCGGCACGGAUACGGAACCAGCUACCACCAGAACGGUCUCCCUGAUCUGGUUCCUGAUCCGUACUACAUCCAGAUCGCCACCUACGUCCAGAGAAUGCCCAUGUACAACCUCCGCUGUGCUGCUGAGGAGAACUGCCUCGCCUCUUCCUCUAGUUACUCUCAGGAUUACGACACCAGAGUUUUGCUGAGGUUUCCUCAGAGGGUGAAGAACCAGGGAACAGCCGACUUCCUGCCCAGUAAACCUCGAUAUGCCUGGGAGUGGCACAGCUGCCAUAAUCACUUCCACAGCAUGGACGAGUUCAGCCUGUACGAGCUGCUGGACGUCCACACGCAGAGUCAGGUCGCUGAGGGUCACAAGGCAAGCUUCUGUCUGGAGGACACUUCCUGUGACCCGGGAUACUACCGCCGCUUCGCCUGCACCUCACACACUCAGGGUUUGAGUCCAGGUUGUUAUGACACCUACAACGCCGACAUUGACUGUCAGUGGAUCGACAUCACUGACGUCUCUCCUGGAAAAUACAUCCUCAAGGUGACAGUCAACCCCAGGCAGCAGGUUCCAGAGUCCAACUUUAACAACAACGUGGUUCGCUGUGACGUCCAGUACACCGGCACCGCCGCUCACGUCUCUGGAUGCACCAUGACAUCCUACUGAGAUGAAAUCUGCAAUAUGAGCUACAGAAACGGCUACAGAAGAAUGAAGCUUGAAGUUACAUGUAAUUUAAAUAAUUCAGUUAUAACCAGAUUAAAUAACAAAAACUGGAUUACUCACUAACAAGUUUUUCAAAUUACUGGCGCAGGUAUUCGUGUCAGUAUUAAUGGAUGUGGGUUAAUGCACCACGGUUAAGUACAUUCAUCUUUACUUUCUGGACUAAGUUUCGAGGUUCUGGAUUGGGUUGCACCAGCUAUUUGUAAAUCCAUGAUUAAGUCUGUGUUCAAAGUCUUUUCUGAGAUCUUAAUAAAUAUUACCUAGUUUCAAAUCAGUGAUGUACUUUUUCAAGGAAGGAAAUGUCUGGUCUAGUAACGACUUUAGAGAUCUGUAAAUCGUUUGCUAGGAAACAUCUGUAGCAGCGUCCAAUCAAAAGCCAUCUAUGCAAACUGUAACAUCACCAGCUGUAACCUAACUUCCAAAAAUCCAUUUUAGGGGGCCAAAUAUAUUAAAGUACCUGCCAAUCCGUUGUAAAUGUAGGUCAAUCUUUGCUUUCUUUAGUGUACAUGGAGAAGUUCGUGGGUUUCACGGUUUGUAGCAUUAAUGAAGUUUAGAAUGUGAAACAUCUGAUUGCACAACUUCACCAACAGAGUAAUUGGUCAUUCAGUAACAUUAUUUAACAUCAUCGGCAUAACGUUUACUGAUUUGAGGACUGUAUUCUUUUGUAAGAUAGAUUUAAAAUCGUUUUUAUCAAUAAUAAACAGCAUUUUGAUCAGACACCCUUUUUAAUUAUAAAACAAUCACACACAUGGCCAGAGGGCAGGGGUAAAGAUGAAUUUGUUAGUUAUAAAGCUUUCAGCCUUUAUAUUUGUUCUUUUCCCCUUUUGAUGAAUUUUUCUCAUUGUGUGUUUUAAUGUUUUCAGAACGCAUCUGGAGAUAUUAUUUUCUGAUCUUAAUCUCUGAUCUCACCGAGCUGACAAACCACUUUCUAAGGAUCACAGAAUAAUAAUUUUGUGAUCACAAAUAGAAAGUUACUUACAUGCAUGUUCUCCCUGGGCUUCCGUAGACUUCUUUUAUACUAUAUGUGAUAUAACUGGCAUUUUAAUGUUAAUUUAAUGUUUUGAAUAUGAGAAAUUGCACAUUGACAGUUUCUGGACAUUUUCAGAGAAAAGUGACCACAGCAGUUUCUGUUUUAAACUUCUUAUAAGGUUUUAUUUCACUAGUGGUGUUUUUGUGUUCAUUAUUGGUGCUGUAGAGUAGAUCUUUGAGUUUUGGUGCUAAAGGUGGUUUUCACUUUGUGACAUUUUGUGUCCGCAAACUGAUUUGAACUAAAAAUACUCAGCAGAUGGACACAAAAUGAGCUGCUGGAGGUCAGACUUACAAACUCGUGUGUGUGUUUCUGUUGGUGAGCGCUGUAUCGAGUGUGUAUACAGAGUACACAGGGUGUAACCACCUGUAACCACACAUCCCUGCAGAGCUGUAUAUAUAAGAGCUCACAUCUCAUGUUAUUAACCUGCAUUACUGCUUCUUAUCACAUUAAUAAAGUUUGCUUGAAUGUGAA
This is a messenger RNA of Siniperca chuatsi (mandarin fish), 3043 nucleotides long. RefSeq names its product protein-lysine 6-oxidase. The transcript has 8 exons. Gene Ontology annotation, biological process: peptidyl-lysine oxidation. The record is from RefSeq and is a predicted model, not a curated record. Gene Ontology annotation, molecular function: protein-lysine 6-oxidase activity; copper ion binding. Bases 334 to 1488 code for a protein of 384 amino acids. NCBI's taxonomy places the organism in Eukaryota, Metazoa, Chordata, Actinopteri, Centrarchiformes, Sinipercidae.